This is a messenger RNA of Ixodes scapularis (black-legged tick), 2875 nucleotides long. RefSeq names its product peroxidase. Gene Ontology annotation, biological process: response to oxidative stress. Gene Ontology annotation, molecular function: heme binding; peroxidase activity. NCBI's taxonomy places the organism in Eukaryota, Metazoa, Arthropoda, Arachnida, Ixodida, Ixodidae. The coding region runs from base 240 to 2648 and encodes 802 amino acids. The record is from RefSeq and is a predicted model, not a curated record. The transcript has 14 exons.
AAUAUCAGCGAAAGUGCGGUUUCUGCCGACUUCAGCGCUGGCCCGUGCGGGUCCGGGGCGCGCGGCAGCAAUCUCAGCCAGGUCGGGUGUCGUCCACGGGGCCCUUGUUUUGAACGGCCCACGACACGCGUAGCCUCGUCGACGCUUUCGCAGUGCGCGAUUCCGUUACGGCGACGUGGACUCACGGCACCCGCAAGCGACGGUCACCAGCGCGCGAGCCUGCUGCCCCGCGCUCCACCAUGAGAAUCCCGGACACAUUGUUGCUGGGCGUUCUGGCCUUCCUGGUUGGUGUGUCUGCAGACAUCACGGUCAGUAAAGACCUGGAAAGCGUUGGUAACCUUGCCGGUGAGACUGGUCCUGCUAAAUCGGAGAAUCCGGUGCUGAAAGAUGUGGCGAGUGCUGGACCGGACAUCAUACAGGGCAUUCAACGCUCAACUAAAGAAACGACAUUGCAAACGGCUGUAUCUGCUGAGAAUACCAACAGAAGCAACGAAUCGGAACUUGAGAAGCACGGGGAGCUUUCCGCCGAAGACGAGAGUGACUCCAACGAAGCCGACGAGGUCCCGCAGGCGGACAUGGCCCCCCUUGCCCCUCACCACGGGCGUUCUGCCGCCCCUCACGGCCACCCUCACCACGGAGCCCCUCCGGCCUACGUAACAAUCCUGCGGCCCCCGCCCGUGCACCCCCCGCCCCCGCCCGCUCCCCGGCCGCUGCCCGUGUACCCGCCAAGGGUUCCCAAGGGCGCCCCUCGUGCCGGCGGACCCCGGCGCCCAGGCUCCGAUCACGGAGGCGACAAGAGGCCUCCGAUGCACUACCGCCAGGGGCCCCCGGCCCUCGGCAAGGGACACAAGCUGGACAAGGAGGAGCGCCGUCGUCUGCCCUUGCGCUGUAACAAGAACCUGCGCUACCGUACCUACGACGGGUCUUGCAACAACCUGCACGCCCCUUGCUGGGGAAGGGCCGGGGAGUCGUUCGGACGCCUGCUGAAACCGGCUUACGCCGACGGGCUCCACCAGCCGCGUCGCGGAGAGUACGGCCGUCCCCUGCCGAACCCGCGCCUCGUGUCCCUGGCCCUGGCCGGGGGCUCGUGGCAGACGAGCGACACCGAGUACACCUUCCACACGGACCUGCUCACGCACUUCGGGCAGCUGCUGGCCCACGACCUCACGUCGUCAGCCACCUUCACCACCACCCAGACGGUAAACGGCAAGACCACCAAGGCCCCGCCCAAGUGCUGCGGAAAGGAACGUCCGAACGCCGAGUGCAGCCACAUCGUGAUACAUCACACCGACGAGUUCUACCCGGCAGGCCACUGCAUGGAGAAUGUGCGAUCUGACUGUUACAACGCCAGCCGGACAUCUUGUGCGAAGAACAGCCCAGGACCGUACCGAGAACAGAUCAACGAGGUGACCUCCUUCAUCGACGCCAGCAUCGUCUAUGGAAGCAGCGAGGAGGAGUCCAAGAAGUUGCGCUCUGAGGAUGGCAAAGGAGCAAAAAUGCUGAUGGAUAAGACCAGCCUCUACAUCCCCAAGGGACUCCUACCCAGAAAGAGCGAGGGCGAGUGCUUCAGCUACAUGCCCGGGUGCGACAAGCAAUGCUUCAGAGCGGGAGACAACCGGGCUUCACUGACCCCGGUGAUUGCAUCACUGCAAACGCUCUUGGUUCGUGAGCACAACCAUAUCGCGGACAAACUCAAGAAGAAGGGUUGGCCCAACGACAAAAUCUACCAUGUGGCCCGCAAGAUGAUCAGUGCCUGCCUACAGGUUAUCGCUUAUAAGGAGUACUUGCCACACGUACUGGGCCCCGAGGUGGUGUCCAGGUAUAGGCUGCAAGUGCCCACGGUGCACUACUACUACAACGAGACGCUGAACCCGUCGCUGCUGAACACAUACGCGGCGGCGGCCAACCGGUUGCCCCACGCCGUGGUGGGCACCAAGUUCGAGCGCGAGGGCCACAAGUGCUUUCAUACGUCGCGCGUGUCCUACGACCUGAACACCAUGGACGACUUCUGCAAGCCCCGGACGGACCCCGUCAGGUCGCUGGUCGUGGGCGCCGCCUGCAAACACCUCCAGCACCAGGACACCGUGUACAGCAAGGAGAUCACUCGGUUCCUGUUCUCCAACCCCCCGAACCUGCUGGGCAAGGACCUGCUGUCCCUGGACGUGGACCGUGGCCGAGACCACGGCCUGCCCCCGUACGUGCACUACCGCAAGCUGUGCGGGCUAAGGCCCGUCUACUCCUUCGACGACUUCAAGAAGGAGAGCAAGUCGUACGACGCCGUCAACAGGCUACAGGCCGUUUACGGCAACCACUUUGAGGACUUGGACCUGGUGGCCGGUCUCGCCUUGGAAAAACCAGUUCUUGGCUCGUUCUACGGUCCCACGGCAGUGUGCAUCAUGGGCGAGCAGUACUACAGGCUGAAGUACGCCGAUCGCUUCUGGUUCGAGCACCUCUACCACCCGGGGGCAUUUAGCAAGGACCAAGUACGUGACAUUCUCAAGGUCAGUAUGGCCACUCUAAUCUGCAGGAACACGGACGUGGAGUUCCUACAACGCAACGUCUUCAAGAUGUCGGGGAAAGGCAACUCCAAAGUGAACUGCAAAGCUAUCCUCGCCGAAACUGACUACAACUACGAUUUGUACAAGUAACCAUCGAGGACGGAAUCCAGAGACGUUUGCAGCGGGGAGUUGCCGAAAUACGUCGUCUCGAGAUUUGGCUAUUUCCGUAUUCUCGUACUAUUACUUUUCAUUAGAAAUAUGAAUUACUACUUACUGCAUUGAUAACCUGAUCAAAAUCAUCUAGCUGCAAGCAAAUCAAGUAAUUGCCGGGAUGUUUAUUAUCUGAAAGGUGUCAAAUAAAUUGAGUAUUCACACUA